GGAGCAGCACUACCCCUGGAGGCGGUGGCAGCAGGGUCCAGCCUCCUGCUGCUGCGGCGCUCAUCACAGCUAGAAAUAAUACAACCUGCAGCAAGCUUAGGGUCGAACACGGGCGCUCCGCUGCUAUCAGGUUACACGCAGUCAGCUUGACAGCUGCCAGUUGUUUCUCGUAGGAGAGGGACUUGGGGACUAAAACGUGACAAGGAAGUGGCUGGAUAAAGGGACUGAGAGACUAAAACGUAAAUAUAUUAUCACUACAUUCUGAUCUCAGGACAAAGAAGCAUCGCUGAUUCCGCUGCUGCAAAUUAAAAAAAAAAACAAAAAGCAAACAACAAAAAAAAAAAAAAAAAACGAUCCAGUGUGGAAUGUCGGGGCAGGUUGCUCUGGCAAGGAGUCCUAACUGUCGCCUUGUCAUUGAAUAUCAGCUCUCCCAAAAAGAAAUCUGCGCAACGUCCCGGGACACUUGUCUAACAGCAGAAGGGACCCGUGUCACGGAGCACAAUCAAUAAAUAUUUCUGCUGCCCCCAAGACUGUACAUCCUCGGGGACAGCAGCAUCUCCCUCUGUGGCAAAUCGUCCUUGAACUCCAAUCAGAACAGCUUGAAAACUAACUUCGCUACGUGUUUACACUUCAAAGACACAUUAUUACCUGGAAGGUUAAAUACAGAGCCCAGGCACCUCCAUUUACUAUCUGUAACCAGAGUGCCAGUGAAAACAGCGGAUGGAGCUUUGGGCUUUCCAGCGCGAGAGGAGCUGGAGUCCCCAGGGUGUCCCUGUCCCAAGUUUCCCAACCAGUACUCUUCUGAAACAAGACAAGUUAUUGCAUCUCGUCACUCCCAAGACACAUACAUAUUUACCACUCAUUGAAAUAAAAUGGAGAGUGGAACAUACCCUCUCCAUCCAAUUCUAAAUACACAUGACAUUUUAUUAAACCUUUACUGUCUGCUUACUAAAAGCAGGGGAAGAUAAAGCAUUUUUUUUUUCAAAUUACAGUAAAUACUGAAAUGAGCUGCUAAGAUUAACUGUAUUAAAUGAGACUCACACCUGCUGCAGAGCACGCUGUAAAAAAUAUCCUGAAAUACUUUACUCUGAAAUGUCCUGACUGGGGUGCCUGCAAGAGGUAGUGACCCUGUCAGUGUCCAGAGGGUGCUGCCUCCCCCCAUCACAGUAACUGCCCGACCCUUGUCCUUUUCUCUCCAACUCGCUGCACCCAUGAAGGUCCCCCGAUCCCUGCUACUGCUCAGCGCCUGCGCUCUGCUCCACCUCCUUUUCUCACCUGCUGUCCUGGGCUGCGGGCCUGGCAAAGGGCACGGCCGAAGCCGCCGUCCCUUCCGCAAGCUGCCACCACUCGCUUACAAGCAGUUCAUCCCUAACGUGCCCGAGAAGACACUUGGGGCCAGCGGCAGAUCUGAGGGCAAGAUCACCCGGGUAUCGGAGCGUUUCAACCAGCUGACCAGCAAUUACAAUCCGGAUAUCAUCUUCAAGGAUGAAGAAGGCACCGGUGCAGACAGGCUGAUGACACAGCGCUGUAAAGACAAGCUUAAUGCCCUUGCAAUCUCUGUGAUGAACCAGUGGCCUGGGGUGAAACUUCGAGUGACAGAAGGCUGGGAUGAAGAUGGGAACCAGCCAAAUGACUCAUUACACUAUGAAGGCAGAGCUGUGGACAUCACUACAUCUGACCGGGACCGUAAUAAAUAUGGAAUGUUGGCCCGUCUGGCAGUGGAGGCUGGCUUUGACUGGGUUUACUACGAGUCAAAAGCUCAUAUUCAUUGUUCUGUGAAAUCAGAACAUUCUAUGGCAGCAAAGACAGGAGGCUGUUUUCCUGGAAGAAGCAUGGUAACCCUUGAAGGGGGGAAAAGAGUAGCUGUCUCAAAACUUCAGCCAGGUGACAAGGUCAUGGCAGCAGACUCUUCAGGAAAGAUUGUUUUUACAGAGUUUCUAACAUUCUUGGAUAAAAAUUCCACAGCAAAAAAAAUAUUUUAUGUUCUCAGAACUCAAGAACCUUCCGGAAGACUAACACUGACAGCUGCUCACCUUGUAUAUGUUGCAAAGAACUUCACAUUAGACAUGAAAAUGUUCAGAACAGUAUUUGCCAGCAGUGUCCAGCUGGGACAGUAUGUUCUUGUGCUAAAUGACUUUGAACUGUGGCCAGCAAUGGUCAUAGAUAUUUCCAUUCAGGAAGACACUGGCAUCUUUGCGCCACUCACCCACCAUGGCACAGUUGUCAUUGAUAAUGUCUUAGCUUCUUGCUUUGCUGUGAUAGAGCAGCACAGCUUGGCCCAGCUUGCCUUUUGGCCUCUGAGGUUGUACUAUAGCUUUGGGUCAUUUCUGUUUGGAUUGACAGCUACAUCUGAAACUGAUUUAGAUGGUAUGCAUUGGUACUCAAAAGUGCUUUACCACCUAGGCAGGCUGUUCUUGGAUGAACAGUGGUUGCAUCCCUUGGGGAUACCCCAGGCUGGAAGCUGAAAGAUAUCAGGAGAGGUGGAAAGUGAACAAGAACAAAGAUGUACAACAGGAAAUGUCGUGAUGGUUAAGCACUUCAUGACAGCUUCGCCUACACAUCUCAUCUCUUUUGAGAAGAAACCAUGUCCUGCACAGGCUUCCUGUAGUAUGUUGCUCUGCUUACAGCCAGUUAGGGUUGGAGAAUGAGAAAACAGAAGCACUGCCAGUGAUGUUUUUACUUAGAACAAAAACAGAGACAAUUAUAUAUAAUAAAAAAGCUGACAAGCAUUUUAAAAGUGAAUGCAAAAAAAUGAAGGAGAUCAUUUAAAAAUGCUGCUACAUGAAUUAGAUAUAGAAUGUCAGUCGCAACAUAUCUCCUUCUUCAUGGGACCAAAACAAACACAGUAAUAUUUUUUCAGUUUGAGGACUAAAUUAUAGGUUAUGAUUUAAUUUUUUGUUUACUACCCUAUAGACAGGUUACAGCUAACAACCAGCGCACUUAUUCAUCAACGGGAAAGCUUAUAUUUACAUGUCUUGUACAUAUUAGCUUAAGCUGAGAAUCAGAAAAUAUUGU
Molecule: messenger RNA, 3015 nt
Organism: Protopterus annectens (West African lungfish)
Lineage: Eukaryota; Metazoa; Chordata; Ceratodontiformes; Protopteridae
Gene: IHH
Product: Indian hedgehog signaling molecule
Exons: 3
Coding region: 1212-2465 (417 amino acids)
Biological process (GO): smoothened signaling pathway; regulation of gene expression; cell fate specification
Molecular function (GO): calcium ion binding; patched binding
Source: RefSeq, a predicted model, not a curated record